This is a messenger RNA of Somion occarium, 1685 nucleotides long. The record is from the annotation of a GenBank genome assembly. Lineage: Eukaryota; Fungi; Basidiomycota; Agaricomycetes; Polyporales; Cerrenaceae.
ACAACUCCGUUGCCCUGAGGAGUGCAAUAAGCAUUGGCCUGUGAAACAACGUCAAUGGACGUGGAGCGUCCUUUGUCCAAGUAACAAACAAAGCGGUGCCGUCUUUGAGGUGAGUGGUGAGAAAGAGAAGUAUAAAGUUUGAUACAUGUUUGAUUGCGUUUCGUUGCAACCACGACCUGUACCGCCCGCCAAAAUAGGCUUCAUACUAGCGUCCUCGACGAACAGCCAUCCUCAUUUUCUUUCCUUCCUUCUUCUCUUCAUCUUCUCUUAAUUCACCUUCACAUUCCUUUCGUCGUCGUCUCUUCGACUCCUCACUGGACAGGAUUCCGGUCUCAGAGCUAGGAUCUCUGUAGUUCUUUGAUCUUACACCGCCGUAGACCGGUCUCUUCAAUCACUUGUGCAAGUAACCAGUGUCGUUCCUAUUUCUGAAGACAUGGUUAGCCUUCUUCUCGCCUAUCGUUAUGCUUUCUUUGCUCUCUUUACUAUUUGCAGUGCUGUUAUUUGUGCUGUCGCCGUCUGGAACUUUACUCUUGGUCGUAAUGCGGGCCUGAAUCCCCAGGUCGAUAUUUUCCUCGCCUUCCUUGGGGCGCUGGGUGUGGUUGUCAUCCUCCCAAUCAUAUUCCUCGAUGUUUUCCGCCGCAAUGCGCUCCCAACACGCGUUUGGGUUGAAUGUGCAUGGGUUGCUCUGUUCUGGAUGUUGUACCUUGCUGGAGCGUCUGCUGCAACGUCUUUGCUGCCAGAUAUGAUGUGCUCUCCUCUCGCUCCUUUGUUCCCAGGUUAUACAGCAAGUUCCUGCACUUCGAUGAAGGUGCUCUUGGUGUUCUCGUGGUUGUGCAUGACUGCUUUAUUCGUCUAUCUUGUUGCCUUGGUAGUAUCUGCCCUCAUGCACCAUGACGAUGACCCCAGUGUCUGGCAAUCUAGUGUCUGGCAAUCUAGUGUCUGGCAAUCUAGUGUCCGUUUCUUCCCUUGGUACGCUACCCGGGCCUCGUUACCGAGCGCGCCAUCCAGCCCCACCAAGACAUGGCAACGACCGUUCGCCUUGGUCGCACCACAACCAAAACACGCUGUUAACCAGGCUGCAGUAGCACGUAUGGAUGUUCCUGCUGACGUUGAGGCGCCACCUGCAGUUUCUCGCAUCGUUCCCAUGAGGCAGGCUACACGACCUUUCAUUUCUCAGCCCCAACUUGUAGCGUCGAUGUACCCUCCCCAUAUCCAGGCCAAGAUGCCCGAAACCACUCGUGGAACCGCUCAAGUGUUAGCGCCAGCACCUCCACCUUUAGGUGAUUGGCCACGAUCCGCACAGCAACAGCGACAGCAAAGAUCAGCACGGAAACCCGCACCCUCAGCCACUUCAGUGUCUACACCCACAGACUCAAGGCGAGGAAGUCCCACGAGCCGUAGACCACCUCCGCUUGAUUUGACCAAAAUCAGUGCUUACAACAGGGUAGACGAACGAAGGAAUUGAUGAGAGAAGUGCUGUGUAUUACAUUUUAUCUUGUAUCAUGGCGGACUCAUGUAGUGUACGUCGAGCGUAACCAAUCCUUCCUUCCCAUGUUUACGUGUACAUUAUUCACGAGCACAUCUAACGUCAUUAUGCCUCAAACUUUGCGGAAAAGAGUUUGGAAGUUAUGUGAAAACGUUCUAUGGAUGUAGACGAAGUACAUUGAGAUAAGAUGAAGUAAAAC